Molecule: messenger RNA, 1248 nt
Organism: Calliphora vicina (urban bluebottle blowfly)
Lineage: Eukaryota; Metazoa; Arthropoda; Insecta; Diptera; Calliphoridae
Product: histone deacetylase 8-like
Exons: 4
Coding region: 58-1248 (396 amino acids)
Biological process (GO): negative regulation of transcription by RNA polymerase II
Cellular component (GO): nucleus
Molecular function (GO): histone deacetylase activity
Source: RefSeq, a predicted model, not a curated record
UUAUUUUCAAAACAUAACAAUUGAUUGUUUAAAAUUUAUCUCAAAUUAUUUAUUAAAAUGUCUAGAAAAGUUAAAUAUAUCUACAGUGAUAAUUUAAUACAACAAGCUGAUAAAAACCCGGCGGUUAAAGGAAGGGCUUCCUUGACCCAUAAUUUACUAUUAUCUUAUGGUCUACUAACUCACAUGGAAAGAAUUAGACCUUUGGUAUGCAACUCGGCAGACUUGAAAAGAUUCCACAAUCCAGACUAUAUCAAACAACUUGAGGUUUAUGAAAAUAAACUUAAGCCCCCGGAAAAAGAAACUAAUUUGGAAAACGAAGAAGAAGAGGAGGAAGAACAAGAUGUUGACUGCUCAUUUUUAUCCGACUGUCAUGGUCUUUCUUACGAUUGUCCUCCCUGGCCGGGUAUAAAACAAUAUGCAUGCACUAUAGCCGGAGCCACUAUGACGGCUUGCGAUUGUUUGUGCAAGGCCCAAGACUUGGCAGAAGUGGUAAUAAACUGGUGUGGCGGCUGGCAUCAUGCACAAAGGGAUAAAGCUGCGGGUUUCUGUUACAUCAAUGACAUUGUUUUGGGUAUUUUAGUGCUGACCAAGAAAUUUCGAAGAAUUUUAUACAUAGAUUUGGAUAAUCAUCAUGGCGAUGGUGUGGCCACAGCUUUUAAGGCCAGCAAAAGGGUUUUCUGUUUAUCUUUUCAUCAGCUAGAGUGUGGUUAUUAUCCGGGUACGGGUAAGGCCGAAGAUAAAGGUUGCGAUAAGGGUCUGGGUUAUACCGCCAACUUUCCUUAUAAGGCGGGUAUAACAGGAGAAAAAUAUGUUAAAUAUUUUAAAAGAAUAUGCCGCAAAAUCUUUGCUUGUUAUCAGCCCAAUGUGGUGGUGGUGCAAUGCGGCGCUGAUGUCAUUGUGGGUGAUCCAUUGGGAGGCUCUAAUUUAAUACCAGAAGAUUUAAUUGAGUGUAUGAAUGUUAUUUUAAGCUACCAAUUGCCCUGUUUGGUUCUAGGUGGAGGUGGCUAUAAUUUUCCCAACUCUAGUCGUUAUUGGUGCUCUCUAACUGCUGCCAUUUGUGAUCUUCCUCUUAAUGAUGAUAUAUGUGCGGAUAAUGAAAAUUUCUUGGCAUAUGGUCCGGAUUAUAGCGUUUCCAUAAAAAGAGAAAAAUUCUUAAAGGAUUUGAAUACAGAGGAGUAUUUGGAAAGUCAGUGCAGUAUUAUAGAAGAUAAUUUGUUAUAUUAUAAAGUACAAGCCAAAGCUGUUUAA